CCCCACCCCUUGCUGCCCCCCACCCCCCGGGAAGCGCUGGCCCCCGAGGCGGGGGAUGGAGACGGACCUCGGGAGGGGGCGGCUUCGAGGGAGGCGGUCACUAUGAAGACCAUCAUCGCCGCCUAUUCGGGGGUCCUGCGAGGCACCGGCUCCAGCAUCCUGUCCACCCUGCAGGACCUGCCGUCCGUCCCCUGGCUCAGCAAGGCCGCCGUCAAGAAGCAGCUGCAGGUGAUCUCGGUGCUGCAGUGGGUCCUCUCCUUCCUGGUCCUGGGCAUCGUCAGCACCGGGAUCCUCGUGUACACGUUCUGCACCGACUGCUGGCUGAUUGCGGCUCUGUACUUCACGUGGCUGGUGUUCGACUGGAACACGCCCAAGAAAGGUGGCAGGAGGUCGAAAUGGGUGAGGAACUGGGCCGUCUGGCGCUAUUUCCGAGACUACUUCCCUAUCCGGCUGGUGAAGACCCACAACCUGCCGACGAACCGGAAUUACAUCUUUGGCUACCACCCCCACGGGAUCAUGGGCCUGGGGGCCUUCUGCAACUUCAGCACGGAGGCCACGGGGGUUGGGAAAAAGUUCCCCGGCAUUCGGCCGUACCUGGCCACCCUGGCUGGGAAUUUCAGGAUGCCGGUGCUUCGGGAAUACUUAAUGUCUGGAGGUAUCUGCCCCGUCAACCGGGACACCAUCGACUACCUCCUGAGCCAGAACGGCAGCGGCAAUGCGGUCAUCAUCGUGGUCGGCGGCGCAGCCGAGUCCCUCAGCUCCGUCCCCGGCCGCAACGCCGUCACCCUGAGGAACCGUAAGGGUUUCGUGAAGCUGGCCCUGCGGCACGGGGCUGACCUAGUCCCCGUGUACUCGUUUGGCGAGAAUGAGGUCUACGAACAGGUGGUCUUUGAGGAGGGGUCUUGGGGAAAGUGGGUGCAGAAGAAAUUCCAGAAAUACAUCGGCUUCGCGCCCUGUAUCUUCCACGGCCGCGGCCUCUUCUCCUCCAACACAUGGGGCCUGGUGCCCUAUUCGAAGCCCAUCACUACCGUCGUGGGGGAGCCGAUCACCGUCCCCAAAAUCGAGCGGCCGAGUCAGCAUGAGAUCGACUUGUAUCACAGCUUGUACACGGACGCGCUGGUCGCCCUGUUCCACAAGUACAAGACCCGCUUCGGACUCCCGCACACCGAGGUCCUGGAAGUGAACUGAGCGUGAGGGCGUGCGGCCCACUCUCUGCACCUCCACAAGAGGACGGUCCCCCCACUUCCUCCUGGUCCCCUUCCCUUCUUCCCUCCCCCGGCUCCCGGACUGACUGCAGGGCCUGCUUGGGGCUGCUGGUUAUUUAAUACUGAUUAUGCUAAUACUGAUAAUGCUAAUUUUGGUAAAAAUGGGACCCUGACGGAGUGUCUUUAAACUCAGAAACUGGACGCUGAGCUCCUUGGGGCCAGGAGAAGACGGGGGAGUCCCGGAGUCCGUGCAUCUCCUCUCUAACCCCCAAAUGAGGAUGGGGGGGCCUCCUGGCCAGGCAUUCCCCCACUUCCAGCUGUGUACGCGCCGCUCGUCAGGGCCACAGCUAGAGGUCUCGUACCCCCCACAACCUUCCGUCCCCUGGGACAGGCUAAAGGAGUCCCCCGACCAGAUAAAUUUUGACUCCACCCACACAUGUGAAUGUAUAUGCCUGGUUGAGGGAGGUCCCUCCUCCCUCCUCUUCAUCUAUUGGAGCAUCCGUGCCCCCCUUCAAGGCUAUGGGCGGCAGGCAGAGGCUGAGGGUUACAGUCCCAGUCCUGAUGCUGCCUUGCUAGACUUAAAACCUGCUCCACCACACUCUCCCCACCUAGGGACAAGCGUGACAUGAUGACAGUCAGGAGCCAAAACCUCACUAGGGGCAGGAGCCCCCAGAAACCUUCACCCUUCACCACGCCUUUGAAGAGGAAAUGGGAUUGGGGAGGGGGUGGCAGGAAGCGGGUCCCACCCUAUAGGCCAUCCCCCAACACCUGCUUCAGGGAGGGGAAGCUUCCUCGGGGGGCUAGCCCCCCACCAAACACCCCUCUCUGCACUGCAGUUUGGGCCUGGAUACUGCAGGCCCCCGUGCCUUCUGCCGAACUCACGGCGCUGCCCUUCUGCCCAAGCUGAGGCCCGCCUGGAUGGUUCCGCGGGCCUGGUCCGGAUGGUUCUGCCGGGCCGGGUCCGGACAGUUCGACCGUGCCCGGUCUGGAUGGUUCUGCCGCCCCCCCGUCCUCGGGCUGCUAUGCCCGAGCCAGAUGUUUUGUACAAAUUUCUAGAAAUAAACUCAUAUGGAUGAGCCGGA
Ornithorhynchus anatinus (platypus) is the source of this 2287-nucleotide messenger RNA. RefSeq names its product diacylglycerol O-acyltransferase 2 (gene DGAT2). NCBI's taxonomy places the organism in Eukaryota, Metazoa, Chordata, Mammalia, Monotremata, Ornithorhynchidae. The transcript is spliced from 8 exons. The coding region runs from base 103 to 1188 and encodes 361 amino acids. Gene Ontology annotation, molecular function: diacylglycerol O-acyltransferase activity. Gene Ontology annotation, biological process: triglyceride biosynthetic process. The record is from RefSeq and is a predicted model, not a curated record. Gene Ontology annotation, cellular component: endoplasmic reticulum membrane.